Messenger RNA from Pseudopipra pipra, 3810 nucleotides. RefSeq names its product E3 ubiquitin-protein ligase NEDD4-like. The transcript has 27 exons. Gene Ontology annotation, molecular function: ubiquitin protein ligase activity; sodium channel inhibitor activity; protein binding. NCBI's taxonomy places the organism in Eukaryota, Metazoa, Chordata, Aves, Passeriformes, Pipridae. The record is from RefSeq and is a predicted model, not a curated record. The coding region runs from base 16 to 3603 and encodes 1195 amino acids. Gene Ontology annotation, cellular component: cytoplasm. Gene Ontology annotation, biological process: regulation of dendrite morphogenesis; protein polyubiquitination; negative regulation of potassium ion transmembrane transport.
UCUCCGCCUCAAACCAUGGCCCGUCGGCUGCGGGUUCAUUUUGGCUCCGGCCGAAGCCCCGCGGCCCCCGAGUCGGAGCUCCUCGAGCGGGGGGAGGACGACUUUUGGCUGCCGCGGAACGCCUGCGACCCGAAGAGGAGCACGGCCAUGUUCAUCCCGCAGCUGCUGGGCGGCGCCGAGGCCCGGCCCACGCGCAGCUCCUCCGUGCAGAUCUCGCUCCAGCGCAAGGGCGACGGCGGCGACGACGCCGGGCCCUGCCAGCCCUCGGCCCUCGGCGAGCGCUGCUGCGCCGCCCCGCCGGAGAACCACCCUGCCGCCCCGGGCAGCCCGCGGGGGACCCCCAAAAACUCCAAUGGAACCGUUUGCCAUAAUCACCGAGUGUUUCGUGCCGUCCCCUCCAAGGAGGAGGCGGACGAGGCGCCGUCGGGUCGGAACGUCAGCGGGGUGAGGAUCCAGCAUCGGGCGUCCAGCGCGGAUGUGCCUCAAGUGACUCUGCUUCCCUUGGGCUCGGAGGCUCCGAGUAACGCCGAGCCCCGGCGCUGGUCCUUGCAGCAUGUGCCGGAUCCGGCGGCGAAUUCGGGGAAGAAGCUCUUUGUUCUCCAGUUACAGCAGCCGCCGAGCGGAGCGGGCGCGGGGGGCGGGGGUGACUUCGGGUUUACCGGCACAAAGGGAGACAGAUUGGUCAGGUACCCCCGGAUACGGCUGGAAAGGAGCACUUCCUACCCCGUGCAGCCGCCGGCGGAAGGAAUCGACCCCCCGGCCGACGGGCCGGGCUCGGAGCCGCCCGGGGCCGGCAGGAGCAGGUCAGAGAUACCGGGCAGCGACUCGGGGGAGCGGAUUCCUCAAGGGCAGGGCUGCUUGUUUAAAAUCAGGCCGGAGCAGAACACGAGGCAGCAGCACUUCAGGAUUCUUGUCACCCGCGGGCCCGAGGAGCAGAGUCAGGGGGUCGGCGCCGACGGUCCCGGCGCCGUGACCAGAGACGACUUCCUGGGCCAGGUGGAUGUGCCGCUCAGCCACCUCCCGACCGAAGACCCGACCAUGGAGCGACCCUACACAUUUAAGGAUUUCCUCCUCAGGCCCAGAAGCCACAAGUCGCGCGUGAAGGGUUUCCUGCGGCUGAAGAUGGCCUACAUGCCCAAAAACGGGGGCCAGGAGGAGGAGAACGGCGACCAGAGGGACGACUCCGAGCACGGCUGGGACGUGGUGGAUCCCGGCGACCCCGCGGCCCAGCGGCAGGAGGAGCUGCCGCCCCCGCCGCUGCCCCCGGGCUGGGAGGAGAAGGUGGACAACCUGGGCAGGACCUACUACGUCAACCACAACAACAGGAGCACCCAGUGGCACCGGCCCAGCCUCAUCGACGUGGGCUCGGACUCCGAGAACAACAUCCGGCAGAUCAACCAGGAGGCCGCUCACCGGCGGUUCCGCUCACGGCGCCACAUCAGCGAGGACCUGGAGCCGGAGCCGGCGGAGAGCGGGGACGUCCCUGAGCCCUGGGAAACCAUCUCCGAGGAGGCGAGUGCCGGCGGGGAUUCCUUGAGCCUGGCGCUGCCGCCCCCUCCCGCGUCGCCGGUGUCGCGGAGCAGCCCCCAGGAGCUGUCGGAGGAGCUGAGCAGGAGGCUCCAGGUCGACGCCAACGGGGAGCAACUCGGCUCUUUGGUUCAAAGAGAACCCUCCUCCAGGCUGAGGUCGUGCAGCGUCACGGACGCGGUGGCCGAGCAGUCUCAGUUAGCCCUGCAGCCCUCCGUGGCCUACGUGCACACCACCCCCGGGCUGCCCUCGGGCUGGGAGGAGCGCAAGGACGCCAAGGGCAGGACCUACUACGUCAACCACAACAACCGCACCACGACGUGGACGCGGCCCAUCGUGCAGCUCGCCGAGGACGGGCUGGUGGCCCCGGGCAGCAGCGGCAGCAGCAGCAACCACCUGAGCGAGCCGCAGAUCCGGCGGCCCCGCAGCCUCAGCUCCCCCACCGUCACCCUGUCGGCCCCGCUGGAGGGCAUGAAGGACUCGCCGGUGCGCCGGGCGGUGAAGGACACCCUGUCCAACCCCCAGAGCCCGCAGCCGUCCCCCUACAACUCCCCCAAGCCCCAGCACAAGGGGGCCCAGAGCUUCCUGCCCCCGGGCUGGGAGAUGCGCAUCGCGCCCAACGGCCGCCCCUUCUUCAUCGACCACAACACCAAGACCACCACCUGGGAGGACCCGCGGCUGAAGUUCCCGGUGCAUCUGAGAUCCAAAGCGUCCCUGAACCCCAACGACCUGGGCCCUCUGCCUCCCGGCUGGGAGGAGAGAAUCCACCUGGACGGGAGGACCUUCUACAUCGACCACAGAAGCCAGGUGUUGGUUUGUGGAGACAUUGAGCCCAGAGACUUAGUGCCCUCCUACGAUAAUAAAAUCACCCAGUGGGAGGACCCCAGGCUGCAGAACCCGGCCAUCACCGGCCCGGCCGUCCCCUACUCCCGGGAGUUCAAGCAGAAAUACGACUAUUUCCGGAAGAAGCUGAAGAAACCCGCCGACAUCCCCAACAGAUUUGAGAUGAAGCUGCACCGCAACAACAUUUUUGAGGAGUCCUACCGGCGGAUCAUGUCGGUGAAGAGACCCGACGUCCUCAAAGCCCGGCUCUGGAUCGAGUUCGAGUCAGAAAAAGGACUUGACUACGGGGGUGUGGCCAGAGAGUGGUUUUUUCUCUUGUCCAAGGAGAUGUUUAACCCUUACUACGGGCUCUUUGAGUACUCAGCCACGGACAACUACACACUUCAGAUUAAUCCUAAUUCAGGUCUCUGUAACGAAGACCACCUGUCCUACUUCACCUUCAUCGGCCGCGUGGCCGGGCUGGCCGUGUACCACGGGAAGCUGCUGGACGGCUUCUUCAUCAGACCUUUCUACAAGAUGAUGCUGGGCAAGCCCAUCACUCUGAAGGACAUGGAAUCAGUGGACAGCGAAUAUUACAACUCCCUGAAGUGGAUCCUGGAGAACGACCCCACCGAGCUGGAUCUCAUGUUCUGCAUCGAUGAGGAGAACUUUGGGCAGACAUACCAAGUGGACCUGAAGCCCAACGGCUCCGAAAUCAUGGUGACCAACGAGAACAAGAGGGAGUACAUCGACCUGGUCAUCCAGUGGAGGUUUGUCAACAGGGUGCAGAAGCAAAUGAAUGCCUUCCUGGAGGGGUUCACAGAGCUGCUUCCCAUCGACCUGAUUAAGAUUUUUGAUGAGAAUGAGCUGGAGCUCCUGAUGUGCGGCCUCGGCGACGUCGACGUCAACGACUGGCGCCAGCACACCAUCUACAAGAACGGCUACUGCCCCAACCACCCCGUCAUCCAGUGGUUCUGGAAGGCCGUGCUGCUGAUGGACGCCGAGAAGCGGAUCCGGCUCCUGCAGUUCGUCACCGGGACGUCUCGAGUGCCUAUGAACGGAUUUGCUGAACUUUACGGUUCAAAUGGUCCUCAGCUGUUUACAAUAGAGCAGUGGGGGAGUCCCGACAAGCUGCCCCGAGCUCACACCUGCUUUAACCGCCUGGACUUGCCUCUCUACGACUCGUUCGAGGACCUGCGGGAGAAGCUCCUCAUGGCCGUGGAGAACGCCCAGGGCUUCGAAGGGGUGGAUUAGCCCCGGGCCCUGGGGCCCUUCCAAGCACAUUCUGUUUUUCCCUGGGGGGAAAACCACCCCAGGGACUGUUUGGGGAGCGGCACCCGAGCCCCCCGGGUUGGGGACUGUGCCGACGGAUCACAUUUCAGCAGGACUUCACUCUAUUUAUGUCGUGCCUCUGCAAGGCAAAAGCCCUCAAUAAAUAUUUUACAUCCUUUCUAAUGGCAA